This is a messenger RNA of Mucor mucedo, 1747 nucleotides long. RefSeq lists its product as uncharacterized. Bases 121 to 1644 code for a protein of 507 amino acids. The record is from RefSeq and is a predicted model, not a curated record. Lineage: Eukaryota; Fungi; Mucoromycota; Mucoromycetes; Mucorales; Mucoraceae. The transcript is spliced from 3 exons.
CGUUGUUCAAGGGGUUAUACAAAAAAUAAAUAAAAGAAGGGGUGGGGGGAGUGGAUUACUGUUAAUAUAUAAAUAGCUUCAUUCUUUUACGCUUCCUCUUUUUAUUCCUUAUUCUACAAUAUGCUUGGCUCACACAAUAACACCAUUUUUGAUAACCCAACCUUUAUUCAAAAGAUCAUGAAGAAGAAAUCUUGCUCUAAAUAUAACAUCAGACCCUUGUACACUGCUGACAUUGUAGCAGAAGUCGGUCCUUGGAAGAAACAGAUGAAUGCUGCAACUAAAGUAGCAACCACCUAUUCAUUUAGUCAACAGAGAAAACCAAAGACUUAUAAUCAACCAUCAGUUGCCCCUUCACUCACCCAUUCAGCCUCUACCAGCACAACCUUAUCUGAUUCAGCCAUACACAUUCCAACCGCAUCAGUUCGUAAGAGACCUCUCAGCUCUGAAAUACUCAUCAGAAUUAUGGAUCAGCGUAUAAUGAAGAAGCAACAAUUAUUGAAAGUAGCACAAUCUCCUCCUACCAAUAACCAAUUAAACCGUUCUGCUUCUGCUUCUACCUCUGCAAGCACUUCGCCUCGAUUAAAUAAAUUGUUAUUACCAACCUCUUCUAGUUCGACAACAAUUCGUAGAAAGAGUCUUACACGACAGACCAAUAUUUCCACAUCUUUGGGUCCUUCCAACUUGCAAAAGAUCAAGACCAGCAAAAGUGUCCUGAACAAAUUGAACCAUCAGACAGCUACACAACAAUUGAUUACAGAAUGGCCCUAUGUGUUGACACAAGAUAAUGACGAGCAAGAUCGUAUGGUAGCACAGCAUUAUUUAUUACGUACGGCCUUUGGAUCUGAUUUCUCUUCACCUAUCAAACCUCUACUUCAGAAGGGUAUUGUUGUAUUGGAUGUGGGGUGUGGUCCAGGCACAUGGACAAUGGAAAUGAGUACGGCUUUCCCUAAAUCCACGUUUAUUGGUAUCGAUCAAAGUGCAUUUUACCCCAGAGAUAUUAAGCCACGAAAUUGCCAUUUUCGAUCAUGCGGUUCAUUAGUACAACAUCAACUUCCAUUGCCAUUUCCCGAUAACAGCAUUGACUACAUUUAUCAGCGCGACAUCAAUUGGGGUCUCACUGGUCAAACUUGGCAACCGUUGCUACACGAAUAUCAACGUAUUCUUAAACCCGGUGGAUGGAUCGAAUUCGUUGAACCCGAUCUUGAAACACAAAAUAGCCUUAAAAAUGAGUGUACUUUAAAUGACAAACUCAUGACGGGUCUUUCUUUACGCCAACAGGAUCCUUACCUUGUACAUCGUUUACCCACUAUGCUUUCCAUUAAUGGUUUCCGCAAAGUCCAAGAUUGUACACAGGCAUUCCCACUUGGCUGGGGUAGCUCUCAUUCGACCAACAGUAGUGUCAUUAAUGAAGAUAUUCAAGCAGAGGAAGAAGGAGAAUUAUUAAAACCCAAUUGUUCAGAAUUUGCAAGAGCCAUGUCAAGUCAGUAUCUCUUCUUGUUAAAAUCCUUAAGGCCCUGGUUAUCCACUGUAAUGAAUCUCAGUUAUGAAAAGUAUGAUGAUUAUAUUUCUACUCUGCCUGCAGAAUGGACGCGUGCACAUACAUAUAUUAACUGGCACUGUAUUAUUGCUCAAAAGCCUCUUUAAACCUCCCCUUCCCCCAUUUGUUUAUUUUGUAUCAUAUUUUUUUCUUGCUUCUUAUGGGUUGACCCAUACUUCUUCUGAUUUUAAAAAAAGAAACCUUUUAUUU